ACCAAGUUCCUUUCAACACCAGUUAGUGUUCCUCGACAUUAUACAGAAGACCUGAGUUACUCUCUGUGCUUCAACUAAGAUGAUGAGGACAGACCUCAAUGAGAUCCCUUUGGCCGACCCACGCACGAAUUCUCAAGGUUCAGGGAGAGCCAAGAUCAUGGCACUGGGCAAGGCCUUCCCAAGCCAACUGAUCCCCCAGGAGUGUGUGGUAGAAGGCUACACCAGGGACACCAAAUGUGAAGACCCAGUGAUCAAGGAGAAGCUGGAGAGGCUCUGCAAGACCACCACAGUGAAGACAAGGUACACAGUAAUGUCCAAGGAGAUCCUGGACAAGUACCCUGAGCUAGCCACAGAAGGCUCACCAACCAUCAAGCAAAGGCUUGACAUUGCCAAUUCUGCAGUCCUAGACAUGGCCAUGGAGGCAAGCCUAGCCUGCAUCAAGGAAUGGGGCAGGCCACUGACAGAGAUCACCCACUUGGUCUAUGUAACAUCAAGCGAGAUCCGCCUUCCCGGUGGCGACCUCUACCUUGCUAGCCAACUUGGCCUGAGGAACAGUGUCGGCCGCGUCAUGCUAUACUUUCUAGGAUGCUACGGAGGUGUCACUGGACUAAGAGUGGCAAAGGACAUUGCUGAGAACAACCCUGGAAGCAGAGUUCUUCUGACAACAUCUGAGACGACGAUCCUCGGCUACCGACCACCGAACAUGGCGCGCCCCUAUGACCUGGUUGGUGCUGCACUGUUUGGCGAUGGAGCUGCAGCAGUCAUUGUGGGAUGUGACCCUCUAAAUGGCAAGGAAAGGCCAUUCAUGGAGUUGGAAUAUGCAGUGCAACAGUUCUUGCCGGGAACGGAGACCAUAAUAGACGGGAGGCUGACAGAGGAAGGCAUAAAUUUCAAGCUAGGGAGGGACCUGCCUCAGAAGAUUGAGGACCAUAUUGAGGGGUUCUGCAGAGGACUCAUGAAGAGGGCUCGUGUGCGUGACUUCAAUGAGAUGUUUUGGGCCAUCCACCCUGGUGGCCCCGCCAUACUGAACAGGCUAGAGAGCCAUCUUGGGCUAAGUGCAGAGAAGCUUAACUGUAGCAGAAGAGCACUCAUGGACUAUGGGAAUGUUAGCAGCAACACCAUAUUCUACGUGAUAGAUUACAUGAAGGAGGAGUUGAAGAGGGAGGGAGCAGAAGAAUGGGGUCUUCUUCUUGCCUUUGGCCCAGGGAUCACCUUUGAAGGCAUGCUUGUUCGCAGCCUAGAUUGAGUACCACUACAUAUAGCAGA
Messenger RNA from Nymphaea colorata (pocket water lily), 1266 nucleotides. RefSeq names its product type III polyketide synthase A-like. Gene Ontology annotation, molecular function: acyltransferase activity, transferring groups other than amino-acyl groups. Bases 80 to 1246 code for a protein of 388 amino acids. NCBI's taxonomy places the organism in Eukaryota, Viridiplantae, Streptophyta, Magnoliopsida, Nymphaeales, Nymphaeaceae. The record is from RefSeq and is a predicted model, not a curated record. Gene Ontology annotation, biological process: polyketide biosynthetic process. The transcript has 2 exons.